UGGGCCAGGCGGCCGCCGCCGCCGCUGCUGCUACUACUGCAAGUGCUGCCGUUUCUCUUCCUCCCCCUCAGCCAGUCGUCACCGGGGCGCGCGCCAUGGCGGAGCCACCCGCUCCCCCCGCCUCAGCAACCCUCCUUCCAGCGGCAGCCCCUGCCGCCGCCGGGUCCCAGCGGCUGCUCUUCACCCACGACCUGGUGUCCGGCCGGUACAGGGGCUCGGUGCGCUUCGGCCUGGUCCGUGUCAUGCAUGGCGAGGACUCCGACUCGGAGGAGGACGAGGGUGGACGAGGCCCCGGCGGCGGCGGCGGAGGAGGAGGCGGCGGCGGAGGCGGGGGGGUAGUAGGAAGCGGCGGCCCCGGGGGAAGCGGCGCUGGCAGCUCGGCCGGUUCUGAGUCCGGAGGCCCGUGCGGAGGCGAGGAGAGCCGCGGCAGCCCCCUCCGCCGCGGCUACGUGCGAGUCCAGUGGUACCCGGAGGGCAUCAAGCAGCACGUCAAGGAGACCAAGCUGAAGCUUGAAGACAGGUCAGUGGUUCCUCGAGAUGUCGUCAGGCAUAUGGGCUCACAUGACAGCCAGUGUGGGACAGUUAUUGAUGUGAAUAUAGAGUGUGCAGUAAAACUGGUGGGGACCAACUGUAUCCUUUAUCCUGUCAACAGCAAGGAUCUUCAGAACAUCUGGCCUUUCAUGUAUGGUGACUGUAUAGCCUAUGACUGGUGGCUGGGAAAAGUAUAUGAUUUAAAGAACCAGAUCAUUCUGAAACUCUCCAAUGGUGCCAGGUGUUCCAUGAGCACAGAGGAUGCAGCAAAACUCUAUGAUGUCUGUCCACACGUCAGUGACUCAGGCCUCUUCUUUGAUGACUCAUAUGGCUUUUAUCCUGGACAAGUUCUUAUUGGUCCCUCAAAGGUUUUUUCAAAUGUGCAGUGGCUUUCAGGAGUGAAACCCGUUCUCAGCACAAAGAGCAAGUUCAGAGUGGUGGUAGAAGAGGUGCAGGUGGUGGAACUGAAAGUUACUUGGAUCACUAAAAGCUUCUGUCCUGGAGGUACAGAUAGUAUAAGCCCACCACCAUCUUUAAUCACCCAGGAGAAUUUAUCUAGAGUAAAGCGUUUGGGAUGCUUUGACCAUGCUGAGCGGCAACUUGGGGAAAGGUGUCUCUAUGUUUUUCCUGAGAAAGUGGAGCCUGCAAAAAUCACAUGUGAGUGCCCAGAAAGAAACUGUGUCCUGGGAGAAGGAUCAGUUGCCAAAAAGAUGUCCUGUCCUUGUUUCGUAUCCAACGUAAAGCCUGAAAAGGUAAGGAGAUUAUUGAAGAAGCAAAUAGUGAAGAUCAUGUCAUGCUCCCCAGAUUCCCAGGGUGCCCUUGACCUCCCUGAAGGAGAAGCUGCUGCAGCAGGUGACCAACAAUCUGAAGAUCAUAAAGUCAGUUCAAAAUGUGAACAGGAAGACUCUGCAAGCGAUGCUGCAAGCUUACAGGAAGGAAAGAGAGAGCCCCUUGAGGAAAUGGGGAAGGGGGUCUCAUGUGAACCAGCCGGGCUGCAGUUGCAACCACCAUUUGUGCUGAAACGAGAUGAUGGCUCCUCUGACUACAAGCUUCAGUCAAUUGAACAAGAUGCGGAUGAUGAAGCAGCGGAUGACACUGACGAUACCAGCUCUGUAACAUCUUCUGCCAGCUCUACAGCUUCUUCUCAAAGUGGCAGUGGCACCGGGCGCAAGAAGAGUAUCCCACUCUCCAUCAAAAACCUCAAGAGAAAACAUAAGAAGAAGAAAACGAAAGUUUCCCGGGAGUUUAAACCAGGUGACAGGGUCGCUGUAGAAGUGGUGACCACGAUGACUUCAGCUGAUGUGAUGUGGCAGGAUGGCACAGUGGAGAAAAACAUUCGUUCCAAUGAGCUAUUUCCAGUCCAUCAUUUGGACAACAAUGAGUUUUGCCCUGGUGAUUUUGUGGUGGAUAAGAGAGCACAGAGUUCUCAAGAUCCUGGUAUGUAUGGUGUGGUGCAAUCAGGGGACCACGUGGGCCGCACCUGUGUGGUGAAAUGGUUCAAACUGAGACCCAGUGGAGAUGAUGUUGAGCUGGUUGGGGAGGAAGAAGAUGUGAGUGUAUAUGACAUCGCUGAUCACCCAGACUUCCGCUUCCGCACUACUGAUUUUGUGAUCCGUAUUGGCAAUGCUGAAGAUGGAGCUUCAGUUGGUGAAAAUGAGCCUUCUGUGGGACAGGUGGCACGUGUGGAUUUCAGCAGCAAAGUGGAAGUUGUGUGGGCUGACAACUCCAGGACAAUUGUUCUACCACAGCACUUGUAUAACAUAGAAUCGGAGAUGGAUGAAGAGACUGACCUUGAUUCCAUAGAUGGUAGCACUAGCGGUGCCUCCUCAGAUGAAUGGGAGGAUGAGAGUGACAGUUGGGAGACAGACAAUGGCAUCAUGGAAGAGGACCACUCAAAACUUGAGGAGGUGGAGCCUGAGGAGCCACCUGUGGAAGAGGUGAAAAAGGUGGAGGAACAAGUGCAAGGUGCUGUGGCAAUGGCAGUGGCUGAUCUAACAGCAGAUAAAUCAGGCAAGGAAGGGACUCCAAAGAGCUUCCGAGAACUAAAGGAGGCCAUCAAGAUCUUGGAGAGCCUGAAGAACAUGACAGUUGAACAGCUACUGACAGGCUACCCAACAUCUCCAACUGUAGAACCUGAAAAGCCUACCCGGGAGAAGAAAUUCCUGGAUGACAUCAAAAAGCUGCAAGAGAAUCUGAAGAAGACUCUGGACAAUGUAGCUAUUGUGGAGGAGGAAAAGAUGGAGGCCAUGGCGGAAGCAGAGAAGAAGGAAGAGAGAGAGGCACAAACGCAGACACCAGUAGUAUCAGAGUGGCCCAGCGAGACUCCAGUGCUUUGCCAGCAGAGUGGAGGCAAGCCUGGAGUUACUUUCACCAGUGCCAAGGGGGAAGUCUUCUCUGUGUUGGAGUGUGCCCCAGAUAGCCAUGCCUUUAAGAAAAUGGAAUUCCAGCCUCCAGAAGCCAAGAAGUUUUUCAGCACCGUGAGGAAAGAAAUGGCUCUGCUAGCAACCUCAUUGCCAGAUGGCAUCAUGGUCAAAACCUUUGAAGACAGAAUGGACCUCUUUUCAGCAUUGGUGAAAGGACCCACACGCACACCAUAUGAAGAUGGCCUCUUCUUAUUUGACAUCCAGCUCCCCAACAUCUACCCAGCUGUCCCCCCUCUCUUUCGUUACCUCUCCCAGUGCAGUGGGAGACUGAACCCUAAUUUGUAUGACAAUGGAAAGGUCUGUGUAAGUCUUCUGGGGACAUGGAUAGGCAAGGGCACAGAAAGGUGGACCAGUAAAUCCAGUCUUCUCCAGGUGCUCAUCUCAAUCCAAGGGCUUAUCCUAGUCAACGAGCCUUAUUACAAUGAGGCUGGUUUUGACAGUGACCGGGGCUUGCAAGAGGGCUAUGAGAACAGCCGGUGCUACAAUGAGAUGGCUUUGAUCCGUGUCGUACAGUCGAUGAUGCAGCUGCUGCGCAAGCCAGUAGAAGUCUUUGAGCAGGAGAUCUAUGAGCAUUUCUGCUGCAAUGGCUGGCGCCUGGUGUACCGUAUUGAGUCCUGGGUAGAGACAAAUGAGCUGGUAGAAAGGAGUCAUGACCCUGUCAACCUGGGAGAGUCAUCCUUUGUGCACUCAGCCUGCGGCGUUCUGGCCGAAAGCCCUGUAGACAGCAUGGGCCUAUUGGGAGAGCAAGAGUUAGGGGCUGCAGCAGCAGCAGGUAGCCAACUGUCUGAUGGCAAAGAGGAGCUGGAAGACUCUGGCUGUGGAAUGUCAACGCUCGCUGCCAGUGACACCCAUCAGUAUUCAGACUCGGAGAGCAUGGGCCAGCCCAGAGCAGCACACUUUGCCAGAGACCUGACAGAUGAGGGUAAAGCUGUUCCAGACUCUGCUGCUCAGCCUAGUGUGAAACCAAAGAAAAGGAGAAAGAGCUACAGGAGCUUCCUCCCUGAGAGGAGUGGCUACCCUGACAUUGGGUUCCCCCUCUUCCCACUGUCCAAGGGUUUCAUAAAGAGCAUCCGUGGUGUCUUGCAGCAGUACCGGGCUGCCUUAGUAGAGGCCAACAUCCCCGAGUGGACAGAAGACAAAUAAAACAUCAGAUUAGGAACAGACAGACACACAGACAAGAAGGGGAAGCAAAGAGGAAGGAAGAAGCUAGCAAAAGCUGUUAACAAUAAAUAGACUGUCUCACUGCACCCAUUCCUCCUUGGCCUGGUUUGUUAUAGAGAAAGCAGAAGCUCCCAUUAUUCGUUUUAGCCUGGCUCUUCCCCCUCCCCCCACAUUCCAGAUGCACAGGAUGAUUGAGCAAAACUAUGCACAUGCACGUGCGGACACAUGCACACACAUGCACACGCGCACACACACAAUCAUGUUUCCCUUCUGAGCAUGACCCUGAGCGAAUAGGAGCUGUGGCCUUUCCAUUCCAGAAAUUAUGCAAAGCUGGAAUUGGAUUUUCUCAACUUCUGUUUGUACAAAGUCACUCCUCUUUCUUGUUUGACCCUCUUGGGUGUUAACAGAUGAUGAUCAUGUUGAUGGGGAAUGCUUUUGAUUUAAACCUGGAAGAUCCUUGCUUUACAUCCACUGAGGAAGGUGUAAUGCUGUCUUUUUCCUCUACCUUCUGAUUUAACUUCACGAAAGCCUGUUGAUUAGUAAGCACUGAAUGGCCCACAUUUCAGCUCUGCACCUGGUCUUAGUUGUUUUUACUGCCAAUCUCAUCUGUGUGAGCUAAGGGGAAGCAUCCCCAGAAAACCUCAGAAGGUGUAGGCUUGGGACUUACUACACGAGAGCCAGAAAGUGAUGGAUAUAAGCUGUUCUUCUUGACUGUCUAACCCCUCAAUAGGCCACCUUAGGGCAGAAACUAAGCGCUAGCUGAGUUGUCCUUGAUGGGGUCAGCACUCAGAACCAUCGCUUUGGCUUCUGAGGAUCACGUGCUGUCUGUCUUAAGUAUACAAUUUAUUCUGGACAGCAUCUCUCUUUCCACUUUGCCUUGAAGGGGAAUAGUGCAUAUAGCAUAGCCCACUACUCUCCUGGAUACAUGAACACUCUGCUACCAACUCAACUCUCUACACCAAGGUACCUCAGGAUGGCGCUGAAACAAUUGCAUGGUGCAGCUACGUUUUUCACUUUCAACUUACACGAAAGCAUUUGCAAAGUGACAGUUCUGUCUGACUUUAUCUCCAUGGACUUGUAUCAACUAUACAGCAACAAGCCUGCACUCUGGUAGAAAAUGGGGUCUCUCUAGUCCAGCAUCCUUAAGUAAAAUCAUCUCUUUUAUUGUGAGUUGCCAUUAUUUUACAUCCCCUGUUCAAGACUGUGUAGAACUUUUCCCAGCUAUUUCCAUGUGAUACGACCAGUGGUGCUGCAGCAAGCAGAGGCUGCAGCAGCUUCAUCGGUGAACUUCUAACCGAUCGCAUUUGGCAAUCUGUUAACGUCCUUGCAUCUUAGGUGGGAGUGCAGUCUACUCUUCGUUCAUGGUUUCCUCCAUCUUUGCAUGGCAUCACAGCUAGUUACCCUUGUAUUUCCCAUUCUCUGAUAAUGACCUAGUUGCCCCUCAGUCUUCCUUCCAGUAGAAUACCCCGCUCACAGACACUGAGGCAAAUGACAUGAGUCUUGUGUUUACUCAGAUAGUAGUGAGUGAGUUGUCUUAGCAGUGCAGAUUACUCUGAGAGAGACAGGGAUUCUCUAGCUGGCAGGCUGCUGUGUGCAAGCUAUUGUGGCUGGGCCAGCCAUGAGUCAGGAGAGCGGCCAUGGCUGUAAAAGGGCAGCAGAAGAAUCACGUUGAUACAGUCAUCCUGUGCGGGCAGGGGCCAGAAGAGGAAGGGGGGGGGGCUGUUGCCUGCAUUGCCAGACACUGGUCGAUUGUGUCAGAGGGUAGGCAGGGAGGGGCUGCGCCUGUUCCUGUGUGUCAUCACAUUCCUCACACAGGUCAUGGUUCUUUACCUCCCCCAAAGAGAGGAGCUGACUGGCCACAUACUCCAUUCUGCUGAUGUAUGUAGAAAAAGCCAGCUUUCCCAGGCCGCCAGUCACACAGCUGCCCACCCAGUUUCAAGAGAGUUCCCCUGCCCCUUUCGGUAGGCUAGCGAAGUGUGGGGAGCAACAAAAACGGAAGGCCAGUGGUGCUACCGACGGCAAUGAGCUGUGCUAUAGGAGGACCUCCCUUUCCCUAAGUGCAACGGAGAGUUUUGUCUGGUCUCUUACCACGGGAAGAGCUUAAUUAAUCUUUCUUCAUAGGGAUCUGCUGCCACCUUUUGCAUCGAGCAAGCACUGUCCCUAUAUCCUUGCUGACAGCCCCUGUGAGAGGCAUGCACAGAAGUUUACAUUUUAUCCCCCUGAUAAGCUUUUGGAUAAUGUGAAGCUCUCUCGGCUAUGCAGUUGCUGGUGAGCACUCUGCAACUAUGUAACUUUUUUGGUGUAUGUAUGUAAUAAAGAGUGAAGAGAAUUUCAGAAACAAAUGCUUACUUAAACACACACCAAAAAGCCAAAGCAUGAGGCAUACUGUUAGUCUUGAGAUGGGCUACAUGAUUGUGAUGUAUAAAUUAAAAAUCUCUAUCUGUUAAGUGCUGGGGAGGGAAGGGGAAAGAAAUAUUACAAAAAUAAAAAUUUCUAGCCUUGAUUCUGUACAGUAUUUAAAACUGGAGCUGUCAUAUUGGGGCAAUGCUUAGAGGUGUGUUACUUUUGCAGCUGUGAAUGCUUGGUUGCUUACAAUAUAUGUAUAAAGUAUUGUGUGAUUAAUCUUUUUUACUUGCAAAUUUUGUUUGGCUAAUUAAGAUGUAGUAAUAAAGGAGAGAAAGUGGCUUGCCAUUAUAUUUUGCUGCUGUUAA
Messenger RNA from Varanus komodoensis (Komodo dragon), 6826 nucleotides. It is a transcript of the gene UBE2O, whose product is annotated as ubiquitin conjugating enzyme E2 O. The record is from RefSeq and is a predicted model, not a curated record. The coding region runs from base 96 to 4097 and encodes 1333 amino acids. NCBI's taxonomy places the organism in Eukaryota, Metazoa, Chordata, Lepidosauria, Squamata, Varanidae. The transcript has 19 exons.